GCCGCCAGAACGCGCAUCGCACAAUGGCGAGGUCCGCUCUUUGGUUUCUUGUGGCCACCACCAUCGCCAUCGUUACGAUCGCUAGCGAUCCGGUGCGUGCUGAUGACCAACGGCAGUGGCGACGUGUAAAGCGUCAAUUCUUCGCUCCACCAAGUGCCGAAUGCGUCAUUACCGAGGCGGAAGUGGAGCAGAUCGUGGAGCUGACCCGGUACAUCGAUGGUUACCGUCGAUCCUCAUCGCCAUCGUCGUCGUCGAAGGCGUCACGCAAACGACCGGUCCAGCAACAACCGAUUUCGGACGAGUGUGACCGGACGUUGGGUGAGCUGAAGCACACGCUGCAGAACGUGAUGACGCGGUACGAUACGCUGCAGCAGGAGGCACUCGAGGUGACCCGGUACGAGCAGCUGAAGGCCCAGCAGGAGUCGGUGAUCACCGAGAUGGUACGCCAGGUGGACAAUCUGAAGCGGGAAGCCGAGCAGCGGUACAAGGCGGAGGUCGAGAAGCUGCGGAACAGUUUGCAACGGUUGCAGCGCCGUUUGGCCGAAAAUUUGCGGUUGCUGGAAGAGGAACGGUUGCUCGCACACCAGACCCGGCGUAAGCUGUGCGUUACGUACAUUCAGGGGGGUAAGGUGGCGGAAGCGGCGAGUGUUUUUCGGGCGCUGAAUGGGAGUUACAGUGUGGUGGAGGUGCUGAAUGAUACGUAUCGGGGUGAGGCCGCCGUAGUGGUGCCGUUGGUGCUGUUUUAUAAGGCGUUGUGGGACGAUGCGCAAGCGUUUCGGACGAUCGACGCGCUGGAGGAACUGUACCGGCAGGUCGAGCAUAAUAAUCAGCUCGAUCGGGUACACUGCCGGGAGAUGUUCUACUCGAUGAGCACUCUGGAUAGGGCCUACACGGAUCCGGUUGAUGUUGCCCGGGUGCGGGCACUGUUCGAAAAGCUUAUGCUCAGGCUACGGGCGCUGACAAGUAACAGGGAUUAGUGGUUGCGCUUUGGUGGUUGAAAUAGAUGGGAACCAUCAUUACUUUUAUAUUUUUUUCUCUGCCUAUUGAGGAGAAAUCAAAAUAUAUUCACAUUUUUGCAUAAAAAGAUGUAAUAAAGUUUUCCUGUGCGUAUCAUA
This is a messenger RNA of Anopheles darlingi, 1115 nucleotides long. RefSeq lists its product as uncharacterized. Lineage: Eukaryota; Metazoa; Arthropoda; Insecta; Diptera; Culicidae. The coding region runs from base 24 to 977 and encodes 317 amino acids. The transcript has a single exon. The record is from RefSeq and is a predicted model, not a curated record.